This is a messenger RNA of Amaranthus tricolor (Joseph's coat), 1614 nucleotides long. RefSeq names its product 2-oxoisovalerate dehydrogenase subunit beta 1, mitochondrial-like. Gene Ontology annotation, biological process: response to nutrient; branched-chain amino acid catabolic process. The coding region runs from base 233 to 1393 and encodes 386 amino acids. NCBI's taxonomy places the organism in Eukaryota, Viridiplantae, Streptophyta, Magnoliopsida, Caryophyllales, Amaranthaceae. The transcript has 13 exons. The record is from RefSeq and is a predicted model, not a curated record. Gene Ontology annotation, molecular function: catalytic activity.
AAUCAAGACAAAUUAGAUUUAAGUAUAACGUCGGAUAGAUAUAGGUGUCGUGGGAUUGGUUUUGAAUAAUGUAUGAGCCCGUGCCCCGCCCGGCUUAGCCUUAUAAAAGCGUAAACUUAAAAACAGUUAGGUUGUUGGGCGUAGGAGGAAGACAGCUACAGUGGUUUUGGGGUAGUUGGAUAACUCAUAAUUGUGGAGUCUGCGGUAUUCUCAAACAUUAGGGAGAGAGAAAAUGGAUACCUUUCGAAAGGGUAGCCAUGGAAGUCUUCUUCUAGGGAGAAAUACUGGUGGUAGGCUGGCAUUUGCCAAAGCCAUUAAUAUUGUGUUCCGAGGUUUAGCUUCUUAUUCGACGUCGUCGUCGCUAUCUCCGUCGGUAUCACCGUCGCCAUCGCACAAGCAGAACGACGAUGAUGUAAAAUCGAAGCCAAUUAAUCUUUUCUCUGCUGUAAAUGAGGCUCUUCAUAUCGCUUUGGAAUCCGAUCCUCGUGCGUAUGUUUUUGGAGAAGAUGUGAGUUUUGGCGGAGUUUUUCGUUGCACUAUUGGAUUGGCUGAUCGAUUUGGUCGAAACAGGGUUUUUAACACCCCUCUUUGUGAACAAGGAAUUGUGGGAUUUGGCAUUGGUUUGGCAGCAAUGGGUAACCGAGCUAUUGCAGAAAUUCAGUUCGCAGAUUAUAUUUAUCCAGCCUUUGAUCAGAUUGUAAAUGAAGCUGCAAAAUUCAGGUAUCGAAGUGGAAAUCAGUUCAACUGUGGAGGCUUGACAAUAAGGGCUCCAUAUGGGGCUGUUGGACAUGGUGGGCAUUAUCAUUCACAAUCUCCUGAAGCAUUCUUUUGUCAUGUUCCUGGGAUCAAAGUGGUUAUACCUCGAAGUCCACUGCAAGCGAAGGGGUUGCUUUUGUCAAGCGUACGCGAUCCAAAUCCUAUCGUCUUCUUCGAACCCAAGUCUCUUUAUCGAGUUGCAGUAGAGGAGGUUCCUGAGGGUGAUUACAUGUUGCCAUUGUCUCAUGCAGAGGUUAUAAGAGAAGGAAGCGAUAUUACACUCGUGGGUUGGGGUGCUCAACUAGCUGUAAUGGAAGAGGCCUGUGCUGAGGCUGAAAUGGAUGGAAUUUCAUGUGAGCUCAUAGACUUGAGAACGCUAAUACCAUGGGAUAAGGAAACUGUAGAAGCUUCUGUUAAAAAGACUGGAAGAUUACUUAUUAGCCAUGAAGCUCCAGUAACAGGAGGUUUUGGUGCAGAGAUAGCUGCAUCUAUAGUUGAGCGUUGCUUCUUAAGGUUAGAAGCUCCUAUUGCUCGGAUUUGCGGUUUUGACACACCAUUUCCACUUGUAUUUGAGCCAUUCUAUCUUCCUACCAAGAACAAGAUAUUAGAUGCGAUCAAAUCCACUGUAAAUUACUAAAUUUAUGCGUGGAUGUUGCUAUGAAGGGCAAAUAAAUCAUCCUAUUGUGUUAUACAAUGUACUCUUAAUCUGUGUGUUAAUGUAACUAGUCUCCUGCCUUUUAAAAUUUAAUUUUCUUAGACGUUUAAAUACUACUAGUAGUAUUUAUCUAAUAUGAUCAAAACGAAUAACUUCUGUAUAUUGCCAAAUUUGUCAAUAGUAAGAAAGUUUAACUGUCAAAA